GUGUGCAUCGUUAAGAUGAAAUUCGUGGCGAUCGUGGCAGGGGCCGGUGCUCUGGCCUUCAUGGGCGCGCUGGUCCUGAUCGUGGCGAGCGUGUAUUCCCGAUCACAAGCCGCUCCCCAGGCUUUGGCGUCCACCAACCUCAGCGUGACUCCGGUACCGGCCGGCUCUCUCGGAGCGCUUUACGGUGCGGACGCGCAGGAACGAGGCCCUUCGGCGGUGACGAACGAGGGCCGCGGCGACACGCCGUUCCUCGCCAGCCCGCAACGCUUCACCUUCAGUCGGCUCGUUUGCUCUCCAGUCCCGGCCACUGACUGCGCAAUGAAGCGGAGGAGAAGAGAAAAGGAGGCGCAGCAGCAGCAGCAGGCCGAAUACGAGGAUGAAGACUGGAGCUCCCUGAGCGCCACCGCAGAGGAGCUCCGGCGCACCGUAGCGCUCCAGAACGAGUUGAUCGAGGUGGACCGCAAGACCAUCGAUGAGCUGACCGGUAAACUGGCUGAAUGUGAGAGCGCGCUGCUGGAUGAGCGCAGUGUGUCCGAGCGCGGUGCCGAACCCUGGCCCGCCCGCCGCCGCCUCAUGGUCGGGGACGCGCAACUAAACACGGCCCGCGCCGUGGAGGAGCUGGAGAGAGCCAUACUUCAGCUUAAAGACCGCAUCGAGAAGCUGGAGCUGGAGAUGGUACCGAUGUUGCUGAACCACUCAGAGGUGGCGACAGGCACCCCGGGCAUGCGGCUGUCGCUGAGCCAACCCAGCGGGCAGGUAGACGACAUCGGUGGAAGGCUGGAGCAGAAGGUUAAGCAGCUGGAGGAGGAGAGAAAAAACAUGCGCAAGGAGACGCAGAGUCACCACCAGCACAUCGACAAGGGCAUCGAUACCCUGCAGGAGCGCAUUGCAGAUCUGGAACAAAGUUUUACAGGUCAGAGUUUCCCACAGGGCUUUAGACUCUCCUUCCGCACACGGACCAACUUCAUGUAUGGCCUGGUGAGACGGAGCAUUCCGGAGAUGUACGCCUUCACAGCAUGUUUGUGGUUAAAGUCGACCGAGAGCGGCAUCGGAACACCGUUCUCCUACGCUGUGUCCAAGCAGCCCAACGAACUCGUCCUCCUGCAGGGUGUCCACAAUCCAGCCGAACUGCUCAUUAAUGACAAGGUGGCGCAGUUGCCGCUGUCCUUCCCACCUGGUGUUUGGCAGCAUGUUUGCGUGAGCUGGACCCUGCGUGACGGCGUGUGGAAGGUAUAUCAGGGGGGCAAGCUGAAGGGCCGUGGUGAAGGAUUGUCAGCGUGGCAUCCAAUCAAAGCUGGAGGCGUGCUGGUGUUGGGACAAGAACAGGACACAGUGGGCGGGCGCUUCGACGCCUCGCAGGCUCUGGUGGGCGAGGUGUCUCUGUUUAACAUGUGGGAUCGGGUGCUGGCUCCGGCCGAGAUCGGCACCCUGGCAGCCUGCGGCGAGCCUGCGCUGCGAGGGAACGUGGUGUCAUGGACCGAUCGGGACGUUGACGUGUUCGGGGGAGCCACCAAGGAGCCUUUGGACACCUGCUCCAGUGAUGCGGGGCCUCAAAAGUGAGGUGCUGGGGGAGUGUUGUCAGUAAAUAUGGGAGGGGGGUGUCAGGAAUACGAUCUGUUGAAAGGGGUUCUGAGACGAGGCUUAAAGAACGACCACUGUGGGACUGCAGUCACGUGUGUGUGUGUGUGUGUGAGGAGUCUCAGACCGUACACUGCAACUGCUAAGUGCUUUAAAGCCAUCGUGUAUCUCGUCCUAGAUCGUGUCUCGUUAUUUAACUGGUUUAGUUUAGCUGCUACGAUAUCGAUUUUAUUUGUAAUACUUUUUAUACAUGUA
Molecule: messenger RNA, 1833 nt
Organism: Trichomycterus rosablanca
Lineage: Eukaryota; Metazoa; Chordata; Actinopteri; Siluriformes; Trichomycteridae
Gene: nptxrb
Product: neuronal pentraxin receptor b
Exons: 5
Coding region: 16-1560 (514 amino acids)
Source: RefSeq, a predicted model, not a curated record